AUGAGAUUUCUUAUUAAGAAAUUCACUGUAUGUUGGUCUGUAAUUUGUCUUUGGCUAAGUGUAUCUGUUCUUCUCAUCCAAGAUGUCACUGGAUCAGCUCCAAUGGAGGUGUAUAAUGAGCUAGUUGGUGCUAUUCCAAUCCGUAAGUUAGGACACCACCAUAGUAAACCAGUUCUAAGUGCAGCUGUACAUAGUCCACCAUCACAAGGUGUAGCAAGACAGUAUCCAGUGCCAGUACCAAUAUAUUCCCAAGAACCAGAAAGCCUUGGAGAUUCACAGACUGAAACUACUAUUGAGCAAACAAUUAUUGACACUAGCAAACCAAAAUAUGUGAAACGUGAUAUUAUUAUGACUACAGAACCAUUUUAUACAUGCCCAAACGGGUUCAAUUUUGAAGUUCCUUCAAAUGAUGGCACAUCAACAAAUCCACAACAAAAGUGUUUUAGAAUAGAAGUUACUGAAUUUGUUCUUGGUUGCCCAAAUGGUUGGGCAUUUACUGGAGUUAAAUGCAGCGGAAUUUUGACAUCUGAUGCGCAGCAAGCUUGUGACGAAGGUUUCGAUAUUCUUAUUAGUGAUGAAAAUAUUCAAUGUAUUCAGAAAUUGUCUGCACCAAAAAUGGUUUCAUGUCUUGAAAAUUACUUACUAAUAAAUAAUGAAUGUGCAUUACCAUUACAUUCUCCUCCCGAUUUCAUAUGCCCUGAGGGCUUCAUACCCCUUUCAAAUGGACGAUGUCAAAAAGAUAUUAAAUUCCCAGCAACAUUAGAAUGUCCAACAGGAUAUUCACUAAUCAAUGGUAAAUGUGAACGAAGAAUUGAUACUUCAAUAUUGCAGAUACAGCGAAGUUGUCCAUUAGGCUUUAAUAUUGAUGCAGCAGGGCACUGUAUUAAACAAGUUAGUGUAAAUGCAAAGAUGGUGUGUCCUGAAGGAUUCAAUAAAGUACCUCAAUCUAGUAAUAUUGUUGACUGUGUUAAGUUUACAAUUGUUCCAGCAACUGCAAAAUGUCUCCAUGGAUAUGAGUCUGAUGGAAAACAAUGCAUUAGAAAAUCAAGCAUAAAUCCUGAAAUAACAUGUGAAAACUUGGAUUUCAAAUUAGAUGAACAUGGGGAGUGUAUAAAUCAUACAACAAUUCCUGCAAAAGUGGAGUGCCCAAAGAAAAAAGAUUAUGUAUACAAUCAGAAAACAGGUCUAUGCCAUCUAAGCAGCAAUCACCAUCUUCGUAAUAAACAUGAUAAGACAGUUCCUCCAAUUAUACUAUGCCCUCCAGGUGGUAUACCACAAAAUAAUGAAAAAUGUCUUCUGGUAAAUAAGAUGAAACCAAAAAUUCACUGUAAAGAUAAUGGUUGGAUUUAUGACCUUAACUCUAAAAAGUGUAUAUAUGAAGAGUAUUCAUCAAUACAAUAUGAUUGCCCAUUCAAUUCACAGCCAACUUCCAAUGAAAAAUGUAAAGUAAUGGAAACCGAGAAAUUGGUUAUUGAAUGUCCACCUGAAUUUAUCUAUGACGGACAAAAACUUUGUGUUAAGAAAGUGGAAACUGACCCUCAAAUUAAAUGCCCAGACGGAUUAUCUGUAACUCCCCAAGGAACAUGUCUUAAGAUAGAAAUAAUCAGCCCCAAACUAAUUUGUCCCUCAGGUUUAAAACCAUUGCAAUCAUUAAAUGACCAAAUACCUAUGUGUAUAGGCAAAGAAUUAGUACCAAAGCAAGAAACUUGUCCUAAAAAUUAUGAACUUGUAACAGCUUCAGAUACUGGUCAAAGAAGAUGCAGAACAUAUACAAAGACUGAACCAAUCAUUUCUUGUGCAGACGGAUUUAUUGAAGAUGGAUAUGGAUGUAGUAAAACUCUAUCUACUGUGCCAAGACUUUUGUGCCCUGAAGACUUUGUACUCCAAUAUUCAAGAUGUAUUCAGCAUGUUGAAGAUAUGCCAAAUAAAAUGUGUCCUGCUGGAUUUGAGCUUGAAGAAGAUCAAUGCAAACAAAUUGUUUAUACCAAACCAUUACCAAAUUGCCCUGAUGACUAUAACUAUGACAACAUCGUUAAGAGAUGUUUUAAAGUUGACAUACAAUAUGACUUUUCAUCAGUAGAAACCACAAUAUAUCAACAGAAUUACACCAGCACAAGUGACAAGACUUCCUCAACCCAAUCAUCUUUACCAGAACCUCUUCCAAACUCAGAUGAUCCAUCAAAAUUACCUCCUUCAUCACCUCAAUCACAACCUCCACCUCCUGCACAAGUACCUUUACAAGGGAUGUAUGUAAGAGCACCACCUUCAUAUCCUCAAUCUAAUAUGUUAUAUCCACCACCACCUAUACAACAUCCAAGACAGUAUCCGUCUCCAUCACAGAUAGCAGGAUAUCCAGGACCAAGUACACAAUUCUCUGGUAGAAGUGCUGGUUAUGGAUACCCAUUUCCUGGAUUCCAGCAGUAUGCACCUGCCCCUGGAUAUUCUUCUUCUGGUGGUUAUCCAGUGUACAUGAGAACUCUCAAAGAGGACGAGUUGUAA
This is a messenger RNA of Cryptosporidium muris RN66, 2499 nucleotides long. RefSeq lists its product as uncharacterized. The record is from RefSeq and is a predicted model, not a curated record. Lineage: Eukaryota; Apicomplexa; Conoidasida; Eucoccidiorida; Cryptosporidiidae. Bases 1 to 2499 code for a protein of 832 amino acids. The transcript is spliced from 9 exons.